CUCCGAGCAAUCCUUCGCCUUCUCAUCGUCUCUCUCUUCUUCUUCUUCUUCUUCUUCUUUGCAGCAGAGAUGGAGUGCGUCUUCGGCCUCGUCGGCGAUGGCUUCGCUCUCAUCGUGGCGGAUACCUCGGCCGUCAACAGCAUCCUUGUGCACAAGUCCAACGAGGACAAGGUCAUGGUGCUCGAUUCUCACAAGCUCCUCGGCGCCUCCGGUGAAGGCGGUGAUCGGGUGCAGUUCACGGAGUACAUCCAGAAGAAUGUGCAUCUCUACCAGUUCCGCAAUGGUAUUCCGCUCACGACUGCCGCCGCUGCUAAUUUCACCCGUGGCGAGCUCGCCACCGCCCUCCGCAAGAAUCCGUAUUUUGUGAACAUCCUAAUGGCUGGCUAUGACAAGGAUAUUGGUCCGUCUCUGUACUUCAUUGACUACAUUGCUACUCUCCACAAAAUUGACAAGGGUGCAUUUGGCUAUGGGUCUUAUUUCUGCCUAUCAAUGAUGGACCGACAUUAUCACCAGGGAAUGACAGUAGAAGAAGCUGUUGAUCUGGCAGACAAAUGCAUAAUGGAAAUCCGAUCCAGGCUGGUCGUCGCUCCUCCCAACUUUGUGAUCAAGAUUGUGGAUAAGGAUGGGGCAAGGGAAUACGCAUGGCGUGAAUCUAUAAAAGAUGCUGGAGUUGCUGCGACAGCAUAAGAUGGGUACUUCCAUUCUUAUAUGUGAAUCUUAUCGUUCUUUCUCGUUUCCAUAAUCACAGGAUGCCAUUUAAUCUAGAAAUGUUUUCUCAUGUUGUUAUCUAUAUUAUCACUGUCACUUCCAUUUGAAAUCUGCUGAAAUUUUCAUUUUAAGGAAACAUAUCUAGCUCCCAGGUUCUUAAAAGACAAGGAAUGCUUGUUGACAAGGGGAUUCAAAGCUAACUUGCUAGGGUUCUUCCUUGUGAAUUAUUUCCCAAAGUCCUGGAGAGGCAAGGAAUGCUUAUUAGUAACUAGUUAUGUUGCAGUGAUGAGUGAUGACUUCCAUGAUAAUUUUCAGAAUUAUUUGUUUUUUGGUUUUUCACCAUCGGAUU
Molecule: messenger RNA, 1057 nt
Organism: Dioscorea cayenensis subsp. rotundata (Guinea yam)
Lineage: Eukaryota; Viridiplantae; Streptophyta; Magnoliopsida; Dioscoreales; Dioscoreaceae
Product: proteasome subunit beta type-2-B-like
Exons: 3
Coding region: 70-687 (205 amino acids)
Biological process (GO): proteasomal protein catabolic process
Cellular component (GO): proteasome core complex; proteasome core complex, beta-subunit complex; cytosol
Molecular function (GO): peptidase activity
Source: RefSeq, a predicted model, not a curated record